AUCAACCCGGCUUUGGGCACUACCUUUCAAAAACUGUUCUGUUUCCUUGGCGUGCAUUCCAAAAUUCUCCAUAACUCCUCGAUGAUGCCCUGCUUUCUCAGUCGUUUGCUAGGCCUUGGGAGGUGCGGCCUGCAAGUGCUUCACAGGUGGUUGGUCCACUUAAACCACUGCACCUUGGCCUUGGCAACUCUCGACCUGGUCUGCAUUGUGAGUCUGCUCCACUACCAACUCGUGCGGCACGGCCGAGACCUAUUCUUUUGGUGCGAGGAGCUGAACCAGCGGCUCGUGGAGUACCUGCUCUCCGGAAUCGUGCUGAUUGCCAGUGUGAGCGUUCUGGGCUCUUGUGUGGACGGCAUCAUCUUCUCCGCCCUGGUUCGCCGGCAAAUGAGUCGUCACGAUAUGCCCAGGCCGUACUUCGAAGAACGUUACCGACGGUUCGUGUUUAUGCGGCUAGUGAGGAACUUGGAGGACGCCCUUAAGGUGCAGGCCAAGCAUUCCGAGAUGGGUGACAAGAUGAUGACUCCCCCCGAGAAUCUUUCCGAAGCUCAGCAGCUGAUCAGGGAGGCAAUCGACGAGUUUCGCACCGCAGUGCGUGUUCUACUCUGGCCCAACCGAUCCGACCUCCUGGCGGAGGCGUUUGUCCUCUUUCACAUCAGCGAAUCACAACUUUCGGAGCUGGAACUCCAUGGCUACAAGCUGAACGAUGUGGAGUUACCGGACAUAACCAAUGCCCGUCUGAGCCAUAUGUUAAAUCCACUUUGGUAUUGAAAGUCUCCAAAAAUUAAAGAUAACCUUUUAUAAAGUA
Molecule: messenger RNA, 805 nt
Organism: Drosophila elegans
Lineage: Eukaryota; Metazoa; Arthropoda; Insecta; Diptera; Drosophilidae
Exons: 1
Coding region: 82-768 (228 amino acids)
Source: RefSeq, a predicted model, not a curated record